UGUAAGGCUCGAAUACAAAAUCAGCAUACAGUUGGGGAGACGUUGUUAUUCGUGUUCGUGAAAAGCAACGCACAUAAUGAAACACGCUCACAGGGUCAAGUUGGGUGUUUGGAGGUCGUAGAUCAGGGAUCAAGACGUUUACACGUGGAUUACAUGGAAGAACAGAACAUGUACUCAUGGGUCGUGGUUGGUGCUUCAUUUGCGGCGUUGCUGUUUGGCCCCAGCAUCAACUACGCAGUUGGUGUAUUCUAUGUUGCACUGCUGAAUGAAUUCAACGAGGACAUCACACUGACAGCCUGGCUGGGCGCCCUCUUUUCCUGCAUGUUUGCUUUAACAGGUCCAGUUGCCAGUUUGAUCAUCAAUGUGUCCGACUGUAGAACGUGUGUGGUGAUGUCAGGAGCUUUCAUGAUGAUUGGUUUCUCAACCAGCUUUCUGGUGACUAACAUGAAGCUGCUGUUCAUAACCUACGCCUUAAUAGCAGGUCUUGGCACUGGUCUGGCACAAACCGGCAGUUCAGUCAUACUUGGAUACUACUUCCCAAAGAAAGCUGGCUUAGCUACGGGAAUAUCAUGUUCUGGGGUAGGACUAGGUAUAUUCAUACACCCCCCACUUGUUCAGUAUCUAUUGGAAUCCUACGGGUUCCAUGGGACCUUUCUUAUCGCUGGUGGAAUCACAUUUCACGUAUGUGUUGCGGGGAUGCUAAUGCGACCAACACAAUUUGAAAGAAGAAAGCAACACACAGCUGUGACGACACAAUCUAGAUGGACAAUGUGUGGCGACAUAUGUAGACUUUACAGCGUCUUGAGCAAUGUAUCAUUUCUAUUUUUUCUAUUAAGUCUUUUGUGUUUUUCAAUUGCUGUGUCAACGGAAUAUCUUUUCCUGCCGGAUUUCUUCAUAAAACAGGGAUCUACAUUCCAGGAAGGGGCAUUUGUUAUAUCAGUUUCAGGCAUAGGAAGUACUGCCUCCCGUGUCCUCGUCGGACUGGCGCUGAGUGAUGAGAGGAUUGAAAGCGCCACAGUGUAUUCCUCGCUGCAUGGUAUUAUGGCAGGUUUCACACUGAUAUUGCCGUUCCUCCAGACAUCUCCCUAUCUACGAAUAUUGUACGGCUUAAUCCUUGGACUGUACACUGGGGGCGCGUGGGUGCUUGUGACCACUUUAACACUUGAGAUUCUUGGCGUUGGGGACUUUGCUGCAGGAUUAGGUGUUGGUUUGUUUUCCUGUGGAACUGGGUAUUUAAUAGGACCUCCUAUUGCAGGAGCGUUAUUGCAAGCAAGUGGGUAUUACCACAGCGUUUUCAUCUUUGCCGUCGCCAUGUUUUUUGCGGCCACUCUCCUUGGAUUUCUGUCAACUAUGACCAGGAGGCCAUUAACAGGGGACACACGGCUGGAUAUGACAUCACCUAUCUCUCAGGGCAAUACACCAUCUUGUGGAAAAAAAAGCUUUGGUGCAACGAAAGAAAACGGCAGAAAUUCCAAGUCAGUGUUGUGAAGAAGAUGAAGUCAUCUGUGACUAACACAGGGAUCUGCGAGAUAACCCUUGCAUACAGGAAGGCAGCAUUACCGGCUGAACAUUUUGUGUGUUCGAGUUAACAUAUGAGUAGUAGAUAAAGAGUUGUAAAUGUUACUGUUCCAUUCAAACACUAGGUUUUCCUUUAUCCCAGUGGCCCCAACGAUCCCAUUUGAAUCACCAACGCUCUUAAGUAAGUGGAGCAUUCACGUUUUGAAGAGAGACGGUAGCCGUGGUUGAGUCCAUGCUUUGGUGACUAUAUGAUCUUCUUCUU
This is a messenger RNA of Haliotis rubra (blacklip abalone), 1780 nucleotides long. RefSeq names its product monocarboxylate transporter 12-like. Gene Ontology annotation, molecular function: monocarboxylic acid transmembrane transporter activity. The record is from RefSeq and is a predicted model, not a curated record. The transcript has 6 exons. Lineage: Eukaryota; Metazoa; Mollusca; Gastropoda; Lepetellida; Haliotidae. Gene Ontology annotation, biological process: transmembrane transport; monocarboxylic acid transport. Bases 154 to 1488 code for a protein of 444 amino acids.